This is a messenger RNA of Closterium sp. Naga37s-1, 2430 nucleotides long. Lineage: Eukaryota; Viridiplantae; Streptophyta; Zygnematophyceae; Desmidiales; Closteriaceae. The record is from the annotation of a GenBank genome assembly.
AUGGCGUCGCAGCGACCUCGCGCGGGCGAUGGGAGGAGUGAGGGGGUGAUGAGAGCACGGGGCGAGGGUGCGAGCGCGGGUGGGGGCAUGGGCCGACCGCAAGGAGGGGGCGGGACGGGAGGGGGGGGCGGGCGGGAAAGGGCGAUGGGAGAGGGCGAGGGGGGUUGGCGAGGGAAGAUGCGAGGUGUGGGGGAAGAGGGGGACGGGCGCGGCAGCGGGCGCGGGGCAUCACGGGGGCUAGCGGGGCUGGAGACGGCGGGCGCCCGCGAGAGCGUGGUGCUGGUGGGGGCGGCGGCGUGGGUGGUGGCGCGGGUGGCGCUGCGGGGAGUGCUGCCAGGCGGCACUGUGGCGGCCAUGGCGGCUGUGUGGGCCGCCGCUGUGGGCGCUGAGUGCCGCGGCUGGGGAGCGGCCUUCCACGUGCUGCAGCCCAGGCUGGGCGCAUCCUCGCCGGGGCUGCACCUCGCUGCCAUCACGCCCUCCGCUGCCAUUGCCGCUGUCUGCGCCCUGCACCGCUCUGCACCGCUUUCUACUCCUCCCUCAUUCCCCCCCUGGCUGCUGGUGCUGCUGCACGCGUCCCUGGUGACCUCGCUGACUGCAGUGGCCGGCACGGCAGCCGCUGCUGGCCACCCUGCGCUGCGCCGAGCAGCUCUCGAGCAGGCGGCAGCCAAGGGAGGGACGGCCGAGGACAGUGGAGGGGGGGAGGAGGGGGGCAGGAGAGGGCAUGCAGGGGGCAGAAGGAGGGGCGGGGGACGCGAGGAGGGCAGCAACGGGGGGCGCAUGGAUGCAGGCGUGGGGGCGUUUGAGCGGCGCUUCUUCGGCGCGUGGCUGGCCGCCGGUGCUGCUGCCGUGCUGCUGCUCUGCCAUGCCCAUGCUGACGUGGCAUGGCGGAUGGCAGCAGGUGAGGUAGAGGUGCAGAUGGAAUGCUCGGGGAAGGGCGGGUUGAGGUGGCUUUCUCUGUCCUUUCGAACAUGCUGCUCUCUGCUCCCCUCUCACCUUCCCUUCUCAACCUCCCCUCUCACUCACCCUCCUUUCUCACCCUCCCUCUCAUCCUCCUUUCUCAUCCUCCCUUCUCACCCUCCCUUCUCAUGCCACCUGCUUACGCCCUCGCUCUCCCCCCUUAUCUCUAUGCCCCAUCAUGACCGUUCGCCCUCCCCUGCACCCUCCCCUGCACCCUCCCCUGCACCCUCCCCUGCACCCUCCCCUGCUCUCUCCGCCUGCCCUUCCCCUCUGCCGCCCCCCUCUUCGCCCCUCCCCACGCCACCCAGCCAGCGCGAGGCGCUACUGCUGGCGCAGGGCACGUCGCUGUAUGCCGUGCAUGCCAUCGCCAUCACCUGCUCUCAGCUUCUGCCAUCCCAUGUGCUGCCGCUCGGCCUUCUCCCCCCCGCGCCACCCUCGUCGUCCUCCAUCGACCUCUUUCUCGCGCGCGCCGACGCCAGUGUGCAGGCCCUCGUGCUGGCGAUGCUGCUGCUUCCUCUGCUCGCCUCCACCGUCUCCUCGCCUGCAAGCGCCACGCGCCCAGGCCAGCACGGGGGGCGCACGGCAGCAUUCUACGCCGCGCUGCUGCUGCUGCUGGGCCACCUCGUGCCGCUCUGGCUCGCCCUCGCCGCCCACGCCACGCACGUGCCACCGCCCCCUAUGCUCUGGUGGCUGCGGGAGGUAAUGGCCAACGGGCCGCUCUGGCUCUACUGGCUGCUGCUCCUCCUCCUCCUCCUGCCGCUUCUCUCCCGUCUUGCCCCUUCCUCCACGCGCACACCCCACACCAUCCCCUCUGCCCCCCCCCUGUCCGCUGCUUCGCCCACGCCAUCCACUGGCCCCGCUGUUCCCCCCCCGGCGGCGGUCCCCCCAGUGCCCCACGUGGUGCCCCACGUGGUGCUGCGCAAGGCCUUCCACGUGCUCGCCCUCGCCAUGUUCCUCCCGCCCAUGCUGCUGCAGCCCGCCUUCCUCCGCCUUGCCUUUGGAGUGUGCUUUGCCUUCUUCCUCCUCUUGGAAGCCAUGAGAUACCAGGGCAUUCCGCCACUCUCGGCCCCCCUGGAGGCCUUCCUUCGCCCCUUCACUGACGCCCGCGACGCCGGCCCACUCAUUCUCAGCCACUUCUCUCUGCUACUCGCCUGCAUGCUGCCUCUCUCCCUCACCCCGCCCGCCUUCCUCUCUUCCUCGCACUCGCCAAUCCAAGCCUGCCACGUGGCACCCUUUGCGGGGCUGCUGAGUGUCGGCAUAGGGGAUACCAUGGCAUCGGUGGUGGGGGUGCGGUGGGGGCGGCAGCGAGUGGCAUCAGACUCGCCCAAGUCAUGGCAGGGCACCGCCGCCGCUGCUGCUGCCAUGCUCGCCGCCUCGCUGCUGCUGCUCUCUCUGCUGCCGCCUCCCCUUGCACCCGUCCAUGAUGCCUCUGCUGCUGCGCUUCACCAAUUGCUGUUUUCCAAUCUACUACAG